AUGCCCGUCAAGGAGCUCAAGAGUUACGACGAGUUCAAGGCCGCCAUCAACGGCGACAAGGUGGCCGUCAUCGACUUCUGGGCCACCUGGUGCGGCCCGUGCCGCGUCAUCGGCCCCGUCUUUGAGCGCAUCUCGGACACGCCCGCCGCCGACAAGAUCGACUUUUACAAGGUCGACGUCGACGCCCAGGAAAAGAUCGCCCAGGAGUGCAAGAUCACCGCCAUGCCCACGUUUGUCUUUUUCAAGAACGGCGAGGUCGUCGAGACCGUCCUCGGCGCCAACCCGGGCGCCCUCAACACCGCCAUCAGCAAGCACGCCGCAUGA
Molecule: messenger RNA, 324 nt
Organism: Pseudozyma flocculosa PF-1
Lineage: Eukaryota; Fungi; Basidiomycota; Ustilaginomycetes; Ustilaginales; Ustilaginaceae
Exons: 3
Coding region: 1-324 (107 amino acids)
Molecular function (GO): protein-disulfide reductase activity
Source: RefSeq, a predicted model, not a curated record